This is a messenger RNA of Monopterus albus (swamp eel), 4330 nucleotides long. Lineage: Eukaryota; Metazoa; Chordata; Actinopteri; Synbranchiformes; Synbranchidae. The record is from RefSeq and is a predicted model, not a curated record.
GGCAUCGUCUGUAUUCAGUCUUCGGGAGCCGGGUUUGCGGGUUUCAGUCUGAACAGCAGCUGGAGACAAAUUGUGACUGUUGUGAUUUCUCCGCAGCGUGGGAAUGAAGUCUUAGUUAGAUGUUUUAGUUUGAUUUCUCAGUUUCAUAUAAACCUUGAGGAAAGAGCGUGCAGUGGGCUGCAAACUGAGUAUGGAUUUGUCUAGAUUUCAUCCCGUUUUCCUCGUUCUCGUGUGGUUACAGGCCGUAUUGUGUCAUGUGGAGCCUCCAACAAACGUGACACUGCACUGCCGCAGCAAGCACAACCUCCUGACAUGGAGUUACGACCAGCUCAUGCCAGGGCUAAGAUUCAAAGUCUUUAUCGGCUCAACAAGUGGAUUAAAUGGUCAUCCCUCGGAGCUUUGGGUGGAUCCGCCAGCUUUACAAGCUGAUGUCUCAUUUCUGUCUAAAUCGGACAACGACUACUAUCUAGAAGUGUUUGCUGUGGUUGGUAAGAAUGAGUCUGAGCCCAGCCCCCAGGAUGGAAUCAGUUUCAGCUAUUUCAAGGACAGUCUUUCAGCUCAGAAAUGUUUUGUGGACCUCCCGCCGGUUAACGUCACUGCCCCAACAAAUAAGACUGUCAAGUUCAGCUUUAUGCAUCCCUCCCUGUACCUCCAUAUGCUGAAAGCCAGUCCAACUGCAAAACCCAAGAAGAAACGCUAUGACUCGCUGAAAAAUCUACCUGCAUUUGAUUACGAUGUGGUGAUCAUCAACGAGAGGCAUCACUAUGGCUUUAGCUGUGAGGAGAGUGUGUGUGAGAAGAUGCUUCCAGUGGUUGCUCCACAGGAACAAUACUGUCUGGAAAUCAAGGGAGAGCUGGAGAAAAUGUUAGUUAAAGGCACGCAGAAAUACUGUGCUAAGCAAUAUGAAGAAAUUCCAUCUCUAUCAAACAACAUCGUCAUCAUCGUGGUCAUUGUGACCAUUGUGGUGGUCUUGAUUGUGCUUGCUUUGGUCUUAGCCAUGCUGUACAUAAAGAAGACCCGUCCCAAGACCUCUCUGCCACGGAACAUAUCAGAAACAAACAACAACCAACAUAAGCAGACCCUGCCGCCAUUUGAAGAGCACAUCAGUGAAGCAGAAGUGGACUCACCUACACCCCUACUGCCGGCCACAAACUAUGACUUCACACCUGCUGGGACUCCCACUACUGAGGAUGUGUUUCGCAUGGCCCUUGGGAUCUUCCCAAGGGAUGAUGUGUGUCACACCGUGGAGGUAGGGCAACCAAAUGGUGAAGGACCUGGCUACAUGGGAGGCAGGAGUCUGGAGGAGGAUGGGACACAAAACCCCAGUGAUUACCCGUCUGGGUACGAGAAACGUGAAAAGGUGGUUGAAGUUGCAUUAGGGCCAGGUGAACAGGCAGAGGGUUACCGUGGUUGACCGUGGAACCGGCCUCUUCAUUAAAUGUUUGGCCUUGGGUUGAUUGUGGCUCUCUCUUGCAGUCUGCAAUUACUCGACAUUAAAACCGAAAGCUGUUAGAAAUAAAUAUUAAGAGCAACUUUCAGGGGAGCUGUGUCUACAAGUUUUCAUUUGGUUCAGUAGACACCAAAUAAAAGCAAAACCAGGAGCUUUGCACCUUAACAUCAGUUAGUUUUUACUUAAUUUGUCAAGGCAGCACAGCACAAAGCCUUUGUUAAAUAAAUUCCAACAAAGCAGUUGCAACUAGGGCUACAUCAUUAGCCUUAAAGCUAUGAGCUAAGAGGCUCAAGUGCAGUAAUUACCAUACUAAAUCAGACCCAGAACAUUACAGCUCCAUCUUUUAAUUACUUAAUGUCUGAUAUUUGUUUUCAGUUCUCAUGCCUUUUGCUCUAAUCACAAGCCUAUCAUACAUAAUAAAUUGGAAUAAGAUACAUGUAUACGCAUGAUGCAUAUAUAAUGUAAGAGCUGAGACAUAAGGAAAACCAGCUUUAUCUAUGUAGCACAUUUUAUACACAGCUAAUUCAAAGUGCUUUAAAUAGGCAAAGAAAAACAGUAAUGGCAUUAAAAAUAAUCAUUAAAACCAGAAUAAACUCAGUGUUUGUUCUGAGUUGCAGCACGUUAUGUGGUAACUACAUCCUGUAAUCUUUAAUGGGAUGGUAGAUGAGCCCAGUGAUGCCGUACAGAGAGACAGAAAAGAGCACCGCAGUAAAGCAGUUUUCUCUGCAGCCGGCAUCUGAACUCUUCUUGCUUUGACUGUUAUUCUCUCUCCUGUUAGAAGAAAACCUUCCUCCCACAUGUUUGUGCACAAUGUAGUGACCCAGCUUUUGUUGUUGUGAAACAGCAUCAUGAAAACAACUGUAUCCUUCAUUACUUGCAUGUUAUUUAAAAAUUUUCUCACAUUGUAAAGCUGAGAGUGGACUUUGUGGAGCUGAGUUACAUUUCAUAUCUUUUAACAUUUCUGCUCAUCAGCUCCUUCAUCAGAUUAACUGCUUGACAUUAGGCAUAUUUACAUAGACAUCCUGCACUACUGCCGCUCCAGAGAGUUGCCAAUAUGCCGCCCUUGUGCUGUUCAUAUAGAUCGAGCUAAAGGCGGUAGAAUCGUAAGCCAGCCCGUGAAUUCACCAUUCCCAUCUUGAAAAGGCAGUACGUAUUGAAAACUAUAGAUCUUUUCUUUUAAAUUUCUGAAUCACUGCUCAACCUCUUGGAUUGUUUUAUUUCGCCUACAUGGCAGAAUAAACAAAAUGAACAAACCAGCUGUGGAGAGAAAGAAGGAAAUAAAGGUGUUGUGCUAUACUAGACAUGAGCAACCAUCUUUAUUGGACAAAAAGCAACCCAAAGUGUCAUGCACUUUAACAUUAUAUGCCAUAGCAGCAAGGAGACUCAUCACUUUGUCACUGACCAACUUAAUUUAGAGAGGUGAGACUAUAGUUUGCAGCAGUUUCCUCACGGGGAGCCAAGAUGAAGCCUUCAAAGUUGAAGCAGUGAGGUGGUGACGGGGUUAAAGGGGAGAUAGUUUAAAUACCUUGUAAUGAGGAUGAUUACUGGGUGAUGAAGCUCUAGCUCUGUGAGUUAACUGGAUAAUAAGAGUUAGUGUGAUGAGGCCAAUGGAUUUCUACUGCGAUUACUCAGUGAUGUACCUGACCUGGCGAGUUUUGAGCUUUUAUCACGUAUGGAGCAUCUGUACACAUCUGUUGCAUGCAUGUGAGCAUUUCCAUAUUCAUUCAGUCAAAACGUCUGAAUGGCCUCUUGAUAAUUUUUAUUUCAGUGCUUGGAUCAGAUUAAGAUGCUUUAGUUUACAGAAAGGCAGUAGCACCUUAACAUUGUAAUGAAAUAUUUUAACGUCUGUACUGUGGUGUUGAAAUGAAAUAUAUAGCAAAUAUAUGUGAUGUGAGUGACAGCAGAUUUGACUCCUAAUAUGGAGCCAUAGGGAGAAGUUUGCUAUCUUCAUCACCUGCUACUAGAUCAGGAGGAGGAGGAGGAGAGAGGGAGAAAUAAAUAAAUGAUUCUUUGGAAAUAAAAUAAAAUGAUAAAUUUUAAACACAAUGUAUCAAACACUUUAAAAUGAGUGUUGUUCUAGAAUUAUUAACAUUAAAAAACAAAAAUGAGAGUUAACACAGGAUCAGAAGGACAUGAAGUGAUGAUGUUACAUUGCACAAUGUGUUUGUGCCACUUUUUGAGUGGGAUACAUAGCACUCGUUUUAAUUUCAUAUGUAACAUUUGUUGUAUUAAAAAACUGAAGUGGUGUAAUAUGCAAACUGUUUAGGCACUAAAAGUGAGGUGAGAGCGCUUUUAAAUGUAAUGCUGUGAAUCAUUUUUAACUUCAUACAAAGUCCAGACAAUCGUAAAAACCUAAAUCAAAUCGGUUUUUACCAUGAGCAUCUUUUGCCUUACUAGCACUUAGUUUCUCAAGGUAAUCGGCAGGUAGGUUGUUCCAAGCAUCUUGGAGAACCUUCAUCUGUGGAUUUAGGCGACUUGCUGUCUUUUCUGUUGUCAUGAAAUCCCAGACCGAGUCUGUGAUAUUGAGAUCAGGGCUCUGUUGGGGCCACACCAUCUGCUGCUGUAUGUAGCUGCAUAUGUGUCACAGAUCUAAUACAUCCCUGAUGGUUAUUAUGUGAUGGAUCAGAAGUUAAAGUGCCUGGAGUGUUUGCACAGUACUGUAUCUGUUUAUGUAUUAUAUACUGUCUGGCUGGAUAUACAUAUAUAUACACAGAUAUCUUUACAAUUAUGUGCUUUUUAAGUUUUUAUGGUCCACCUUUUUCAGUUUGGAUGCCGCCACAUCAAAAUCCUUUACUCUCUGUAAACUACUGUUUUUGUUUAUUAUUGUAUUUCAUUUUUUUACCUUUACAUCAUUUGAAUAAAGAUUAAAAUGCGAGUUUG